Messenger RNA from Oncorhynchus nerka (sockeye salmon), 627 nucleotides. It is a transcript of the gene apoa4a, whose product is annotated as apolipoprotein A-IV a. The record is from RefSeq and is a predicted model, not a curated record. Lineage: Eukaryota; Metazoa; Chordata; Actinopteri; Salmoniformes; Salmonidae.
AUGAAGGUGCUAGUGCUGCUUGCGCUUGCUGUUUUCACUGGGUGCAAAACUUAUGUUCUGUGGCAGGACCAGUCUAAUAACAAUCUACUUGUUUGUUAACCUUGUGACUUGGUCUCUAUACUGACCUUUCUCUCAGUCUCUGGGAGUGCCUAUGCUGUGAACCAGUACAGUGGCCAGGUGACUCCUCUGACUCAGGACCUGCUGGCAAAGCUUCUUUCCCAGGAGGCCAAACAACUGAAGGCUCACCUGGAGAAGGAAUUGAGCACUCUAAAGGCCACUCUUCUCCUGAAGAGUGAGGAGCUAAAGGGAAGCCUGGAGAAGGAACUGAGCAGGCUGAAGGCCACUCUUCUCCUGAAGAGUGAGGUGCUGAAGGGAAGCCUGGAGAAGAGUAUGUAGCAGCUGCAGGCCGAGCUGGGACCCUAGCUGAAGCAGAAUGACCAGAACCUGGAGGAGUUCCAGAAUAUCAUGAUUUCCCUGACCCAGAGCUCCAAGACUGAGCUGACUCAGAGAACACAGGAGCUCCAGCAGAAUCUAGCCCCAUAUGGAGAGGACCUGACGACCCAACUGUCACCAAGAAGUGCCAGUAAUCAGACUGAUUUGACUUGUUCUACUAGAACUGCGUACUGA